Messenger RNA from Nelumbo nucifera (sacred lotus), 3667 nucleotides. Its product is annotated as Pentatricopeptide repeat (PPR) superfamily protein. Gene Ontology annotation, biological process: RNA modification. The record is from RefSeq and is a predicted model, not a curated record. Gene Ontology annotation, molecular function: zinc ion binding; RNA binding; protein binding. NCBI's taxonomy places the organism in Eukaryota, Viridiplantae, Streptophyta, Magnoliopsida, Proteales, Nelumbonaceae.
UUUCAGCGGACUCUGGUCUCCGUGUCGUUGGCCGGCGAUUGUUGAAUCGGAGUAUUCCGUUCUCUUCCGAGUCUAAUUGAACCCAUUCUUCAGUUCGUGUUCGUGAGUUCCAAUCUCGGUUCAAGCUAACGACCCGUAAAAGCCUCACCUUUUCCUCGAGUGGGUGCUGGAGUCAUGAAUCGCUUCUCAUCUACUUCAGUUUAACGUUUUCUGCUGCUGCCUUUCUCACUGGUCCUCUGUACAUCUACUAGGAGUUCAUGUUCAAAUCUUAAAUCUUAUUUCGUGGAUAAAGUUUCAAUUGUAAGAGUUGCAGAAACUUCUUCUAAUAUAGCUCAAUCUACUCUAAGUGCUCUGUUGGUCCUUUACGAGACAAGGAGAGCCGAUAAUGCAGGAAGGUUCUUUGUUAAAAGGUCGGUAAGAGAGCAACGGUUGAAUGAUUCAUUGAUGCCCAGAAGAUUAAUAACAUCCCCAACAGGCGUUCCUGGAAAGGAAGGUUCUCCAAUAGGUUGCAUAUUAGAGAAUGUUCCAAAGACAUUUGAUUCUUGAUGUGGAAACUUCAAGAUUUCCAGAAUUUAGAUAGGCCUCCUUUAUGGGAGUUCUAACGAAUUGGUGCUUUAGUUAUAGUGUUGGUUUCGGCAAAUUUGUCACUCCCUGCUUCUAUGCUUCACCAUUAUUCUUUCCUUCUCUUGGUACAAAUUCUCAAAUCCAACAAGUAAUCUCUUUUUCUCUCAGGAGAAGCAUUUUUUAUGCACUUCUUCACUACACCCAUUUUGACCAGAUUCGUCCAGUGUACUCUACUUUACAGAGAGACCAUCCCAUACAGAGUCCAAAGUCCAUUAAGUUUUACCUUUCAAAAGAAGUUUGCUCAUGGGUUCUUUCUUUCUCCAACUCAAGGUCUUUGAAAGAGGGUAUGUGCGUCCACAGCCCCAUAAUCAAGUUGGGUCUUCAGGAUGACUUGCUCCUGAACAACAAUCUGUUGUCGCUCUAUGGGAAAUGUUUUGGAGUGGAACAAGCAUGGAAGAUGUUCGAUGGGAUGUCUGACAAGGAUGUUGUUUCCUGGACUGGGAUGAUAUCUGCUUAUGUCAGGAGCGGAAAGCAUGAAGAGGCACUUGAAUUAUUUAAUUGGAUGAUAGUUUCUGGUUUGGUCCCUAAUGAGUUUACAUUCUCAAGUGUCUUAAGGUCAUGUUCCUCUUUGGGGGAAUUUGAGUUGGGAACUUGCAUACAAGCACGGAUAAUAAAGCAUGGAUUUGAGUCAAAUCCAGUUUUGGGAAGUACUCUGAUAAAUCUCUACUCUAAAUGCAACAAGUUUUUGGAAGUUUCUGACAUAUUUGCAUCUAUGGAAAAUGGUGACACGGUUUCUUGGACUGCAACGAUCUCUUCUUUUGUCCGAGCUCGGGAUUGGACUCAGUCUCUAAGAUUGUAUUCACGCAUGAUUAGGAUGGGAGUUCCUCCAAAUGAAUUUACCUUUGUGGAACUUUUAGCCGCAUCUGUUUUUCUUGGUUUGGACCAUGGGAAAUUAGUUCAUGCCCACGUGAUACUGUGGGGAAUCAAGCUGAAUAAGAUUUUAAAGACAGCCCUUGUAGAUAUGUAUUCAAAAUGCCAAAGGAUGGGAGAUGCUGAGAAGGUUUCAGUCCAAACGCCUGAAGCUGAUGUUUUACUAUGGACAGCCCUGAUUUCUGGUUAUACUAGAGUUCUGGAUGUUGCUGGGGCAAUUGCAAUAUUCCGCAAGAUGAUUACUCGUGGAUUCAUGCCAAAUAAUUUCACUUAUGCUGGAGUUUUGAAUGCUUGCUCCUCUAUCCUUGACCUGAGGCUGGGGCAACAGAUCCAUCUAAAAGUAAUUCAGGCUGGAUUGGAGCAUGAUGUCUCGGUAGGAAAUGCCCUUGUGGAUAUGUACAUGAAAUGCUCCUCAUUGAUGGGUUUUGCCUUGAAAGCGUUUGAAGAGAUACUGUCACCUAAUAUUAUCUCUUGGACAUCUCUAAUUGCUGGCUUCACUCAACAUGGGUUUGAAGGUCAGGCAUUUCAGGCAUUUUUUGAGAUGCGAAUUGUUGGGGAGGAACCCAAUUCCUUCACCCUCUCAAGCAUCCUUAAGGCUUGUCAUAAAGUUGGAUCUCUAAAUCAAGUGCAGAGCCUUCAUGCUUAUAUACUUAAAACUAAAUUGGAUACUGAUACAACUGUUGCAAAUGCUCUGAUUGAUGUCUAUGCUAGACUGCAGGUGUUGGAUUAUGCAUGGCGUGUCUUCAACAUGAUGAACCACAGAGAUGCCAUAACAUAUACUAGCUUGGCCACAAUGAUAAAUCACAUGGGUAAUCAUGAAAUGACAGUAAAUAUCCUUACAAACAUGCAUAACAAUGGUGUUAAAAUGGAUGACUUUAGCUUAGCCAGCUUCUUAUGUGCUUAUGCAAGCUUAGCUGCAAUAGAGCCUGGGAAGCAGCUUCACUGUUAUGCAGUGAAAUCAAGCUUAUGCAGAUGGAUUUCAGUUUCAAAUGGUCUGGUUGAUUUUUAUGGAAAAUGUGGUAGCAUGCAUGAUGCUUGCAGAAUUUUUAUGGAAAUCACUGAGCCAAAUAUUGUGUCAUGGAAUGGCCUGAUAUCUGGGUUGGCAUUGAAUGGGCAUUUCUUUUCUGCUCUCUCAAGAUUUGAAGAUAUGAAAUUGGCAGGGAUAGAACCCGAUAAUAUUACAUUCUUAUUAGUGCUUUAUGCUUGUAGCCAUGGUGGUUUAGUUGAUCAGGGCCUUGAGUAUUUUCACUCUAUGAGCAAAAGUUAUAACAUGAUUCCUCAGCUUGAUCAUUAUGUUUGCCUAGUUGAUCUCCUUGGCCGAGCUGGUAGGCUAGAGGAAGCUGUAAAUGUGAUAGAAACCAUGCCUUUUACAGCAGAUGCUUUGAUCUACAAGACCAUGCUGGCUUCUUGUAGAUUACAUGGUAAUAUAGCUCUGGGCGAAGAUAUGGCAAGGCGAGUUCUUGAGCUUGACCAAUCAGAUCCAGCAAUUUAUGUGCUGCUUGCAAACAUGUAUGACGAUGCUGGCAGGUCAGAUUUAGGCAAUCAAACACGCCAGUUAAUGAGGCAGAGGGGUUUGAGGAAGAAUCCAGGCCAGAGUUGGAUAGAGAUAAGGAACAAGGUCCAUGUCUUCAAAGCAGGAGAUAGAUCACAUCCACAGAUAAAUGAGAUUCAUGAAAAGUUAGAAUCAUUGGGUGCAAGACUAGAUAGUUUAGGGUAUUCAUAUGAGGACAAUGCCAGUUCUUCUUAUCAUAGUGAGAAGCUGGCAGUUGGUUUUGGCCUUCUUGGUACAACAUCAAGGGCCCCGAUACGCAUAAUUAAGAAUUUACGCAUUUGCAAAGAUUGUCAUACCUUUAUAAGGCUUGUGACCGAGGUGGUUGACAGGGAAAUUAUUAUGAGGGAUGGAAACCGCUACCAUAUGUUCAAGAAAGGUGAUUGUUCAUGCAGAGGCUAUUGGUAAAUGUAAAUGGUUAGGAAAAAGAUUCCCCUCCCCCCCACCUUUUGUUUGUUUUUUUCCCUUCUUUCUCACUGUGGAAGAAUGAUCAUUAAAUCACCAGUUUGGACUUCUAGUUCUAUUAAAAUAUGUUUACUAUUUAUUUAUAAACCAGCCCAACUUAUUAGUUCUUAAAUUUGUUCUGAGGUCAGUUAGUGCCUUGUCAUCUAUACUUUCAGAUUA